UACCUGUCCUGUCUAGCUUUUUUGUCUUCAAUUGUAAGAGUCAUUACAUCGGCCCUACACUUCCUCAACCUCCUUCUACACUGCAUACACCAAAAUACCUUUGCCCUAAAUCGACCCACUCUAAAUCAUUAUAGAAGUUACCCAGGACUUCUAGUUAAGAGCAAAAUGGGUUCGACAGAAGAUUGGUCACCAUCAUCCUGGCAUGCAAAGCCUAUCAAGCAGAUCGUUAGCUACGAAGACCAAGACGCCUUGUCCUCUGCUUUGACAAAACUAUCCAGCCUACCACCAAUCGUCACACCGAGUGAGAUCGUCAAAUUAAAAUCCAGUCUCCGAGAUGCCGCACUGGGCAAAUCCUUCCUCCUACAGGGGGGCGAUUGUGCUGAGCUCUUCUCCUACUGCGCUGAUGACCCAAUUGACGCCAAAAUCAAGCUUCUCCUUCAAAUGAGCUUGGUUCUCAUCUGGGGAUCAAACAAGCCUGUGAUUCGAAUCGGGAGAAUGGCGGGACAGUACGCGAAGCCAAGGUCUAGUCCUACUGAAAUGCUGGAUGGCAAGGAGGUUCCAAGCUUCCGCGGGGAUAUUCUGAACGGUUUUGAUCAUGCGCACCGCAACGUCGACCCUGAGCGUUUGGUCACAGCCUAUUUUCACUCCGCUACGACACUCAACUACAUUCGCGGCCAGCUUGCAAGUGGAAUCGCAGACUUGCACAAUCCGUUAGACUGGGGCCUUGGUCACGUGCGGGACCAGGAAUUACAAACAAAGUAUUCGCAGAUCGUGUCCAGUAUCUCGGAUUCACUGCGAUUUAUGAGGACGAUUGGUGCAGAUACAGCGGGUCAACUGCAAACGGUUGAUCUGUACACCAGUCACGAAGGUUUGGUGUUGGAAUAUGAACAAAACCUGACAAGGCGUCUCAGACACCCUGCCGGCUAUCGCUCAAGCAACCCUUCAUCUGAUGGUCGAGGAUGGUACAAUACUUCCGCACAUUUCAUCUGGAUUGGCGAUCGGACAAGACAGAUCGAUGGCGGUCAUGUCGAAUAUUUCCGUGGUAUUGAGAACCCCAUCGGUAUCAAAGUGGGACCAUCGAUGAAAUCAGACGAGCUGAUCGAAUUACUUGACAUUGUGAACCCCGCGAAAGAGAUUGGAAAAGUGACAUUGAUUACACGUUAUGGAAAAGACAAAGUGGAUUCAAUGUUGGGACCCCACAUUGAAGCAGUCAAAAGCAGUGGACAUGUUGUCGUGUGGCAAUGCGACCCUAUGCAUGGAAACACGCAUAGUACGCCAGCUGGUAUCAAGACCCGAUCCUUUAACAGUAUCUUCUCAGAGCUUUCUUCGGCCUUGGAAAUUCAUAAACAGCAUGGCUCCUUCCUUGGUGGAAUGCAUCUAGAGUUGACUGGAGAUGCAGUCACUGAAUGUACAGGUGGAAGUGAAGGGCUCAACGAGGACGAUCUUGGCUUGAACUACACGACGUAUUGCGAUCCUCGACUGAAUGAGAAGCAAGCACUCGAAUUAGCUUUUCUAGUCGCUGGUCACUACAGAGAGAACGAGAAAAGCUAA
Messenger RNA from Periconia digitata, 1551 nucleotides. Lineage: Eukaryota; Fungi; Ascomycota; Dothideomycetes; Pleosporales; Periconiaceae. The record is from the annotation of a GenBank genome assembly.